AUGGGUGCUGAUUCGGAAAUUCCAGAAAACGUCAGAGGCGUCGUUGAAUUUGAUAGCUGGUUGAAACCAUUCGUUCAUGUUUUGUCAGAAAGAAGAUAUUUAGGUGAUAAAUGGCAUUAUGAUAUUACUCAUGCUACCCCUGAUGGGUCUUAUCAGUCGUUGUCAAAGUUCGCUAGGGAUUCGUACAGAUCAUACGGAUUGCAUGCGGAUUGGGAGACUGGAGAGAUAAGAUAUAGAGAAUGGGCGCCUAAUGCUCAGAAAGCGUUUCUCAUUGGUGAAUUCAACAAUUGGAAUGAGAGUUCUCAUGAAUUGAAAUCCAAGGAUGAGUUUGGUGUGUUCCACAUCACUAUACCACCUAAUGCGGAUGGGUCGUUUGCCAUUCCGCACGAUUCUAAAAUAAAAGUUAUGUUUGUUAAACCUGAUGGUUCCAAGAUUUACAGAUUGCCAGCCUGGAUUACAAGAGCCACACAGCCUGAUCGUGAGACUGCGAAGGCGUAUGGCCCUGGAUAUGAGGCAAGAUUUUGGAAUCCUGAAAAACCGUAUGAGUUUAAGAAUAAGAGACCUCAUUUCAACCAAAAAGUGGACUCGUUAAGAAUUUAUGAAGCGCAUGUUGGAAUUUCAUCACCGGAACCAAAGGUAGCCUCUUACAAAGAAUUCACUCAAAAUGUUUUACCAAGGAUUAAACAUCUGGGGUACGAUGCCAUUCAAUUGAUGGCUAUAAUGGAGCAUGCUUAUUACGCAAGUUUUGGCUACCAGGUGACCAAUUUUUUCGCUGCAAGUUCCCGUUAUGGUACUCCCGAGGAAUUGAAAGAAUUGAUAGAUACCGCCCACGGUAUGGGAAUUCUCGUGCUGUUAGAUGUGGUACACAGUCAUGCUUCCAAGAAUGCAGAGGAUGGACUCAACGAAUUUGAUGGUUCCGAUCACCAGUACUUUCAUUCUAUAGAUUCUGGUAGAGGUAGUCAUCCAGACUGGGACUCGAGAUUGUUUAACUACGGAAGUUUUGAGGUGCAAAGAUUCUUGUUAGCCAAUUUAGCUUUUUACAUCGACGUCUAUCAGUUUGAUGGUUUCAGAUUCGACGGUGUCACUUCUAUGCUUUAUCUGCACCAUGGUGUGGGGCCCAGUGGGGCAUUUAGUGGUAAUUACAACGAGUACUUAUCGAAGGAAAAGUCGGGUGUUGACCAUGAAGCUGUUGCAUAUCUGAUGUUAGCAAACGAUCUGGUCCAUGAAUUACUACCGCAAUCUGCUAUUACCAUUGCUGAAGAUGUUUCUGGUUACCCCACAUUGUGUCUACCAAGAGCAAUGGGAGGUAUCGGGUUUGAUUACAGAUUGGCUAUGGCGCUACCAGAUAUGUGGAUUAAACUCUUGAAAGAGCAAAAAGAUGAAGAUUGGGAAAUGGGGGACAUUGUUCACACUUUAACCAAUAGACGUCAUGGUGAAAAAGUGGUUGCUUAUUGUGAAUCACACGAUCAAGCAUUGGUCGGUGAUAAAACUCUAGCAUUUUGGCUUAUGGAUGCUGCUAUGUACACAGACAUGUCGGUCUUGAAACCUGCAACUUUGGUAAUCGAUCGUGGUAUGUCUUUACACAAAAUGAUCAGAUUGUUGACGCAUUCUCUAGGUGGUGAAGCAUUUUUAGCAUUCGAAGGUAAUGAAUUUGGCCAUCCUGAGUGGUUAGAUUUCCCCAAUGUUAAUAAUGGUGACAGUUUCCAUUAUGCUCGUAGACAAUUCAAUUUAGCAGACGACAACUUGUUACGUUACAGAAUGUUGUAUGAAUUCGAUGCCGCUAUGCAAAACUGUGAAAGAAAACACCAGUGGCUAAAUACACCGCAGGCAUACGUCUCUUUAAAACAUGAAGGUGAUAAGGUAAUUGCGUUUGAGCGUAAUGGACAUUUGUUCAUGUUUAAUUUCCAUCCUACUAAAAGUUAUACUGAUUACAGAUUUGGUGUGGAUGUUGCGGGUACUUAUAAAAUUGUUUUGAAUUCCGAUCGUAAAGAAUAUGGCGGUUACGAUAGAGUUGAUGAAAGUGCAAGAUUUUUCACCACUGAUUUAGCAUGGAAUGGUAGAAAAAACUUUAUUCAAGUUUAUAUCCCAUCCAGGGUAGCACUGGUUUGCGCCCUUGAGUAA
This is a messenger RNA of Zygosaccharomyces rouxii, 2121 nucleotides long. RefSeq names its product 1,4-alpha-glucan branching enzyme (gene GLC3). Gene Ontology annotation, molecular function: hydrolase activity, hydrolyzing O-glycosyl compounds; 1,4-alpha-glucan branching enzyme activity; cation binding. The transcript has a single exon. The record is from RefSeq and is a predicted model, not a curated record. Bases 1 to 2121 code for a protein of 706 amino acids. Gene Ontology annotation, cellular component: cytoplasm. NCBI's taxonomy places the organism in Eukaryota, Fungi, Ascomycota, Saccharomycetes, Saccharomycetales, Saccharomycetaceae. Gene Ontology annotation, biological process: glycogen biosynthetic process.